AUGCCCGAGAGUACCCUUAGACGAGGCAUUCGCAUCGCCAUUGAUCGCGGCGGCACAUUCUGUGACGUCUUUGCCACGAUUCCUGAUCACAAGCCGCUCGCCUUCAAGAUCCUCAGCUCAGACCCGUCCAACUACGCUGAUGCACCCACCGAGGCCGUUCGGAGAGUACUCUCGGUGGCUCGGGACCGUGACAUUCCACGCAGCGAGCGCAUCGAUCUUGGCGACGUCGAGUCCAUCCGAAUGGGCACAACAGUUGCCACGAAUGCACUGCUGGAGCGCAAAGGGGAGCCGACGGCCUUCUUAGUCACCAAAGGCUUCCGCGACCUUCUCGUCAUCGGCAACCAAAGCCGACCCGACCUUUUUGACCUGAGUGUGCGCAGGGUAGACGCAAUCCCGUCAGCCACCGUCGAGGUCGACGAGCGAGUCGUGCUGGCAGGCGACUUUGCAUUACCCGACCUGCCAAUCAUCCCCUGCAAUGGUUCCGACAGCGUGCAGAUCGAAAGGGCCCUCGACAUGGCCGCGGUAGAGAGAGACCUGCGCCAGUUGCACUGCCAAGGCUAUCGCUCGCUCGCAGUCGCCCUCCUUCAUUCGUACCUCUAUCCACAGCAUGAGCUCCUGAUCGGUCAAAAGGCAAUCGAGGUCGGCUUCGAGCAUGUCUCGCUGUCGUCACAGGUUGCGCCUGUGAUCAAGGCUGUUUCGCGUGCCCACUCGGCCACGGCGGACGCCUACCUCACACCAGAGCUGAGACGGACGGUCGACGCCUUCCUUGGCAGCUUUCACAAUAUCCAGCCUGGCAUGGUGCAGUUCAUGCAGAGCGACGGAGGUCUCGUCUCGGCGACGAGCUUUUCGGGCUUACGCGCCAUUCUAAGCGGGCCGGCAGGAGGCGUCUGCGGUCUGGCGGCUACCUGCUUCGACGAGGAAGACGGCACACCCGUUAUUGGAUUCGAUAUGGGCGGCACCUCGACCGAUGUCUCGCGCUACGAUGGCUCUUUUGCCCACGUGCUCGAGACGACAACGGCAGGUGUGACGAUCCAGACGCCACAGCUGGACAUCAACACCGUGGCUGCAGGCGGUGGCUCGAUUCUCUUCUGGCGCAACGGCAUGUUUGCCGUGGGUCCUGAAUCGGCUGGUGCACAUCCAGGACCCGCCUGCUACCGCAAGGGUGGCCCGCUGACCAUCACCGAUGCAAACUUGAUGCUGGGACGCAUCAUCCUUGACUCGUUUCCCUGCGUCUUUGGCCCCAACGAGAACGAGCCGCUCGACGUCGAAGUGGUCAAGGCCAAGUUUGCCGCCCUAGCAGAAGAGAUCUCGGCCGACACUGGCAAGCCUAUUGCUGCCCACGAAGUGGCUUUGGGUUUCAUUGCCGUCGCCAACGAGUCCAUGUGUCAGCCUGUGCGGGCACUUACGGAAGCGAAAGGGCAUUCUCUCGCAUCGCACAACCUGGCCGUGUUCGGUGGCGCCGGAGGACAGCAUGCAUGCGGUAUUGCCGAAGCGCUCGAGAUCGAGCGGGUCCUCCUGCAUCGUCACGCCUCCAUCCUGUCGGCAUACGGCAUUGCCCUUGCUGACAUGGUACAGGACAAGGUCGUGGCCUUCCAUGUCGUUUAUGAGCCUACAUCGAUGAGCAAGAUCAAGGAAAAAGUGCAGCAGAUGAAAAAGAGCGCGCUUCAGGAGCUGGUGGCCAACGCGGCACCCUUUGCAUCGACCGAGGUGGAAGUCUUUCUCAACAUGCGCUUCGACGGCACCGACACCAGUCUGAUGGUCCGCCAGCAGGAAAAUGGCACCGACUGUGCCGCUGUGUUCCACCAGCAACACCAGCGCGAGUUCGGCUUCACUCUGCAGACCCGCAAAAUCGUUGUCGAGGAGAUCCGCGUCCGUGCCGUCGGUCGGACUGGCCUGCCAAAGUCGUCGAAUGCACUGAUGUCGACCAUCGGCAAAAUCAUCAGCAGACCCAUCCAGGAACCCACCGAUGGAUGCAAACGGAGGCACGUCUACUUUGCCCAGCAUGGCUGGAUCGAGUGCCCAGUCUUCGAGCUCUCUGAGCUGCAGACACCCAAUCUGCACCUGGCAGGCCCGUGCAUGAUGAUUGACAGCACCCAAACCAUCGUCGUCGCGCCGGGCUACACGGCCGCAAUUGCACCCGAGCACGUUGUGCUCAACCGUGCACCGCGAGCGAAGGUGCCUGAGACACCCAAGCUCCUUGACGACAAUGACGCCGUGACGUUAUCUAUUUUUGCACACAAGUUCAUGAGCAUCGCCGAGCGGAUGGGUGGCGCGCUACAGAAGACGUCGGUCUCCGUCAACAUCAAGGAGCGACUUGACUUCAGCUGUUCCAUCUUUACCGCCCAGGGUGACCUCGUCGCAAACGCACCCCACGUGCCAGCCAUGCUGGGUUCGAUGGCGUUUGCAGUCAAGUACCAGCUAGCGCUGUGGAAAGGCAAGCUGGCGCCUGGCGAUGUGUUGCUUUCCAACCAUCCGGUCGCUGGAGGGGUACAUCUGCCCGACAUGACGGUCAUCACCCCAGUGUUCGAUGACGGCGAGCUCAUCUUCUGCCUCGCCAGUCGUGGUCACCAUGCCGAUGUCGGUGGAAUUCUCCCUGGCUCGAUGCCGCCCCACUCCAAAACAAUCUUUGACGAGGGCGCUUCGAUCGAGUCACUCAAAGUAGUGGAAGCGGGCACGUUCAAGGAGGAAGAGCUCACGAGGCUCUUGGUCGACGAGCCGCAGAAGCAGCCGGGCGGGCACGGUACCCGCACCCUCGCCGAUAACGUCAGCGAUAUCCGUGCCCAGAUUGCUGCAAACAAUCGCGGGUCCCAUCUGCUAGGCCAGCUCGUCAAUACCUACGGCCUUGCCAGCGUGCAGUCACACAUGAAGGGAAUCCAACGCAAGGCCGAGGGCGCAGUCCGUAAGCUGCUGCGCAACUUUGGCCAGCUGCGCAACUUCCAGCCGGCCACUGCCGUCGACUACAUGGACGACGGCACGCCCAUCAGGCUAGAGAUAGCUAUCGAUGAGCAGGGUGGCGCGGUCUUUGACUUUACUGGGACAGGUCCCGAGGUGCUUGGCAACUGGAAUGCGCCGACGGCGAUCUGCUUCUCUUCGAUCAUCUACGCACUGCGCAGCAUGCUGGCAACGGACAUGCCCCUCAAUCAGGGCUGCUUGGACCCACUCAAAGUCAUUGUGCCGCCCAACUCGCUCCUGUCGCCCUCGCGCGAUGCAGCUGUGUGCGGUGGAAACGUACUGACGUCGCAGCGCAUCACCGAUGUCAUCCUCAAGGCAUUUGAGGCUUGUGCCGCCAGCCAGGGCUGCAUGAACAACCUGACCUUUGGCUAUCAGGAUCCAAACGGCGAUACACUGGGGUUCUACGAGACAAUUGCAGGAGGCAGCGGCGCCGGUCCCACCUGGCACGGUACGAGCGGAGUGCAGACGCACAUGACUAACACUCGCAUUGGCGACGCCGAGGUCAUGGAACGACGCUACCCUGUGAUCGUCCGCGAGUUUUGUAUUCGACCGGAGUCCGGAGGAGCGGGUUUACAUCGCGGUGGGGACGGUGUCGUGCGCGAGAUCGAGUUUCGCCGUCCCCUUACCUGCUCAAUACUGUCCGAGAGAAGAUCCCGAGCGCCCUAUGGCAUGGCGGGAGGCCAGGACGCCGACGUGGGACGCAACUACUGGCUCCGUGCUGACGCCAAGCAGCCCGGUGGCUACCUCCCGCCCGUCUCGCUGGGCGGCAAGAAUUCGACCAACAUGAAGCAGGGCGACCGCAUCCGCAUCAUGACACCAGGCGGCGGAGGAUACGGCACGCCCACGCAGGCACAUCUGGCGGACGUAAAGACGGAGAUGCCCUGGGUCCCCGUCGCCAAUGGUUCCUGGUCAGAACGAGCAGCGAUUCAGGCUUCGAACUAGUAGUCAGAGUGCUCUUAGCUACCAUUCUCGUCCAUCUGUGCGGUGAACAUCCUCUCAAUGCCC
Molecule: messenger RNA, 3957 nt
Organism: Acaromyces ingoldii
Lineage: Eukaryota; Fungi; Basidiomycota; Exobasidiomycetes; Exobasidiales; Cryptobasidiaceae
Exons: 1
Coding region: 1-3894 (1297 amino acids)
Biological process (GO): glutathione metabolic process
Cellular component (GO): cytosol
Molecular function (GO): 5-oxoprolinase (ATP-hydrolyzing) activity
Source: RefSeq, a predicted model, not a curated record